Molecule: messenger RNA, 1497 nt
Organism: Durotheca rogersii
Lineage: Eukaryota; Fungi; Ascomycota; Sordariomycetes; Xylariales; Xylariaceae
Exons: 1
Coding region: 685-1326 (213 amino acids)
Source: RefSeq, a predicted model, not a curated record
CCCGAGUAGGAGUUGGGAGGAGGAGGCAUGUCCCUAACAGCUCUAAAAUCCGUCUGUUCUAUUAUGGCCUUGCUGAAAGGCGGUGCUAACUCUCUGCAUUUCUUAGGUAUCCUACUAAGAGAACUAGAUAGGUAUGGCUGACAUAAUUUCGGAGGAUAAGAGGUCUGUCGAUCGGGGACGGCCCACAGGGUACCGAGCAGGAGGCUUUUUUAUUCUACUCAUAGUGAAUUUCCGUAUGCCGCAUGCCGGCCGUGGCAUUACACCGAUUCUGCGAUACCUGUACUGCCUACGUAGUACACAUCUGCCCACACGGCUGAGAUAGCUCCCUACUUCCCGAAUCUUGAGAUUCCGUCGAUUACAGGUCAGAUCAAAUCAUAUCAUCUCAGAGUGACACCCACCCCCAACAUCGAUCUCCUUCCAUUCCGCGGCUCGCAAGCGCCCCCGUCACUCUAACCCUACAGAUCGACUCGAUACGAACGUGGCGGCACUCGGGAUAUUUAGCCAUCGUGUCCUCUUCGUCGAUCUGCGCAGACACCCGGGAUCGCAGUCGAGAUGCCCACCUACGCGAGGGAUCACGAAGGCGGCUAUGGGGGCGACUUGAGUCUGGCUACCUGACUCGUCAUCAUUGCACCCCCAACCCCGGUCUGGCCACUGCAAGCAAGCAAUAUACUACCUACGUAUACUAUGUAUACUGUGUACAGUACGUGCGGGAGGGUAGGUGUACAGAGCCGGCGCCGGCGCAGCUGGAACCUCUCGCGUCUAGUGUCAUGGUGUCAUCCUAUCGUCCUGCCAUCCUGUCACUCCAUAACCCUCGACGGAUCGCCGUCCCGGGGCGUCGGGCGGCGACAAACCCUAUCGAAGCGGGUGGCGUCGAAACCGAGCCGAGAGAGUAUAUAUAAAGCGUCAGGGGGAGUACCUACAGCCUACAGGCACCGAGUGCACCUCGUCUCUCCUCGAUGCCGAACAGAACGCACCCCUGUGCAUGCGCUUACCAGGCCCAAUUAUGUACAUAACGAGGACCUGGUUACGUGUCUCCUGACGCUACGCUACGGGAUAUUCCCAUCAUUUUCGUUUGGGGGAAAUCGUUGGGACGCGAACCCCCUUUCGACCCCUUCUACUUUGCCGGAACAGGCUAGCCGCCACCGGCUUGUUCAGGUACUCAACCUAGGCAAUUAUCUGAGGUCCUUCAUAACAUCCCCAUUACCAGGCCUAGGGGCUAGGAGCGUAAGGCAUGUAGGGAACACAGUUCAGGUAGCCAUCCACGCCCGAGAGAAGCACGGGGAAUGCCUGCAUGAGGUAGGUUUCCCGUGGCCUCUCCCCGCGUAGGUACGUGUAGCUUUCACAUGCCAGCCCCAAGACGGGACAUCUGUCGCAACCGCCAACUCCCAUCCAACGAAAUGCCGUCGGUCCCCAGCUUUCUUGCCAACGCACGCCUACGCGCACACCUCUGCGCACACCUCUCUCUCCCUCGCCCUACUUCCUUCACUCCCUCUAGUA